AUGCAGAUCCACCUAAACACUAACUUUAUGGACUUGACAAAAGUCUUCAACACGGUGAAUCGUGAACAACUGCGGAAAAUCAUGCAGAAAUUCGGCUGUCCUGAGCGACUAACGCAUAUGAUGCGUCAGCUCCAUGGCGGGUUGAUAGUUCGCGUCACUGACAAGGAGGUCGCCUCAGACGUAUUUGCAAUAACUAACGAAGUGAAGCAGUGCCGCGUACUUAAUCCCGCGCUCUCCCACCUCAUGUUAUUUGCCGUUCUUAUAUACGCCUACUGUGGUGCGAGCCCCCAGAUCCACAUCGCCUACAAAACCGACGGCAAUCUUCUCAACAGUCUACGCAUAAAGGUCUCAGCGCGUCUCUUUACGACUACUAUCCACGACAUGCUUUUCGCUGACGACUGUGCAAUCAACACUGAGACAGAAGCUGACGUGCAGCGGAGCAUGGAACUCCGCCUCCGGGUGCACUUAAUUCGGGUUGACUUUCAACACGGACAGAACAGUUGUCACGCAUCAGUCGUGGCCCUACGCUAUUCGCAUCUGCAUCAACGGCACCAGGUGAAGACGGUAGAUAACUUUGCCUACUUUGGCAACGAACUCUCGCGCAUUAAAAUCGACAACGACGUGGUUCGCCGAACCUCCAAAGCCAGCUAG
Spirometra erinaceieuropaei is the source of this 651-nucleotide messenger RNA. Lineage: Eukaryota; Metazoa; Platyhelminthes; Cestoda; Diphyllobothriidea; Diphyllobothriidae. The record is from the annotation of a GenBank genome assembly.